AUGGGUGAACCAGUCGACAAGAGUUGUAACGCCUGCGGGUGGACACUUGACAAAGAAAAACAGUGUCAUUAUACUAGCCACCUCAAACUCUUCUACGGCGCAUCUACAAGGGGCGUCUGGUCCAUCGGUUCAGAUGUGAUUCUGAAAGAUCGGCCGGACGAGGGUUCAAAAGCGAAAAUAGAAGUCAAAACAUUGAACUAUCUGGCGACAUAUACCGACGUCCCAGUCCCAAAGGUUAUACGUGACUGGGUCGAUCGCGAUGGGCGAUACUUCGUUUUGACUGAACGUAUAGAUGGUCAAACGCUUGAGGAGGCAUGGCCUUCUCUGUCAGUGCACCAGAAAACAGAUAUCGCGGAUCAAGUCGUCAAAAUCCGAAAGCAGCUUCGGUCCGUCACCUCAACUUCCAUUCAGUGUAUCGAUCAAAGCACAUGCUAUCCAGGCUUACUAUUUUUCGACCUUGAGCCCCGCGGACCGUUUCAUUCCGACCAAGAGCUUUGGGAUGCCCUGGCCCUUAAUCUUCACCACCUCCCUCAACAAGUUUUAGAGAACUUGAAGCAGCGCCUGCCAAAAUGUGAGCCCUAUGUGCUCACUCAUUGCGAUCUCAAUCUGGGGAAUAUCAUGGUCCAUGACGGAAGGGUCGUCGGUAUACUCGACUGGGAAUACGCUGCCUUUCACCCGAUUUGGUACGAGUAUGUUUCGGCCUCUUUCGGGUUUACAGAUAUGGAUGUCGAAUGGAAAAAGUUGCUCCAGGAGCGCUUAGGCGUACACGGCGAGGCGUAUGAAGAUGCCAAGGCGUUUUGGACAGAUUUGUGUAAUCUAAGACUAUCCUCUCGCUGA
This is a messenger RNA of Penicillium bovifimosum, 837 nucleotides long. RefSeq lists its product as uncharacterized. The record is from RefSeq and is a predicted model, not a curated record. Bases 1 to 837 code for a protein of 278 amino acids. The transcript has a single exon. Lineage: Eukaryota; Fungi; Ascomycota; Eurotiomycetes; Eurotiales; Aspergillaceae.